AUGACUGAUGGUCAGGUUUUGUGCAAACUGCCUGAAAAGGGAGACAUCUACUGGACAGAGAAGGCAUCAGCAAAGCUUUAUUAUUUCCAGCCGGCACCUGAAGAGAUUCCAACUGGUUUCACACAAGCUGAAGAUGGGAGGUACUACAGAGUUGUGACUCCUGCCUCUAGACUCAACCAACAGGAGUCCAUCACUGCUUGUCAAUCAUUGGGUGGCACUACAUUGGCACUGCCUUAUCCCAAGAUAAGAGUUGAAAAACUUGCCAAAUUGAUGCAAGCAGCUGGAUUCACUAAUGCAUGGACCAUAGGGAAAGGAACUGCAACAGGAACUAUUAUUGUUGACUAUUCAGGAGAGUUGAAACUUGUCCCAAAUGCAAGUGACCCAAACCAAGCCUGGCCCCCCUCAAUCCCAAACCCAGCAGUCACUGCCUCUGAUUGCAUCACACUCAACAUAAACACCAGCACUGGAGUACCAUUUUGGAGUGCCAUGAAGUGUUCAUCCACCCUGGUCUCAUCUUAUGUGUGUGAAGCCAGUCCACCUUACUUCCAGAUCCCAUCCACAAAACGUUGGUUCCGCAUCUCCUUGUAUCCCAAAGUGAAGCCCAAAGGUGCCAUGUCAGCAGAGUGGUUCUGUCUGCGCCAUGGUGGUUCCCUGGCCUCAACCCAGGGUCCAACAGAGAAUUCUUCGGAAUGCGCUCUUCUCGACAACGUAGCAUCUUCUUCAUCUUCUGCCAAACAGAAUACAGGCAGCAUCACUGGAACAUUGAUGAUGUCAUCAAAAUAUCGCCUGAAUGGGUUCGAGCAGCAAACCCAAACAGGGCAAUUCCUCACCUCUGUCAAAGACAUAAUUGUCACUUCAGCUGGAGACUGUGCUCUUGAAUGCGGACGAACAGAAGAAUGCAUAUCAUUCAGUGUGACACCGACUGAAUCCUUGCAGAAAAAGGGCUUAUUGUGCAGAAUCCCUGAUCCGUAUGAUACUUUCUGGAAAGAAAACAAUGAGACAACCUUGUACUUCGAACGUCCUCUGCCUUACCCGAGUGAUGUUCACUUGGCAACAGAUGGAAAUUUUUACAAGGUGACGCCUGCCUCGUCCAACGAGCUUCUGACUCCUACUGAACACAGGGAUAAAUGCAAUUUUUUCUUUGGAGUCAUUGCUCCAGUGUAUCCCCGCAAGAUGGCAGCAGCAGUAGAGGCCAUGUUUCUCAAGGCAUACCCUGCUUCAAUUUCUAGCUGGUGGACUUCAUUAGCUGGUCUUGGAUAUCAUGAGGGAAAGCUGCUCAUACCUGCAAACUCUGGAGAGUUGAAGCUGGUGCCAGAUGCCAGUGACCCGAAACAGGCUUGGUCCACCUCAUCAUCAAUCCCAAACCCAGUCACUGCCUCUCACUGCAUCGCACUCAACACAGACACCAACACUGGAGCCCCGUUUUGGAACGCCGUGGAUUGUUCAUCCACUCUGAUCAAGUCCUACGUGUGUGAAGCCAGUCCACCUUACUUUCAGAUCCCAUCAACCAAACGCUGGUUUCGCAUCUCCUUGUAUCCGAAAGUGAACCCCACUGGCCAGAUGUCGGCCGAGUGGUUCUGUCAACGCGAUGGUGGUACUUUGGCACCAACCUACGGCCCAACCGGGUUGCCCACUUUGACCAAUGCUUUGUCACUGGUCCUGGGGACGACCAGUAUGAGUGUUCAUGCUUGUGGGACCCGCCUGUCGAAUGGUUCAUGGUCCAUGUGCGGAGAAAAUGUCCAACCCAGUCUGAAGGGUAGCCAGCCGGAUUCGCAGUUUUGGUUCACCGGAGAACCCGGUGGAACAGGAUCAACUAACUUUUUGGCCGUUAGAUAUUCUGCAGAUAAAGCAACAUACUUGUGGGACGACGUAGCAAUGAAUCAACUCGGAUUUAUCUGCGGACUGCCUUAGAUGGUUCAGACUUGCAUUCGAAUCCUAUUUCCGGAAUUUUGAAUCACAACGCCAAAACCCCCUCUUGCAUUCAAAAAAAUUUAAAUGCCCUCUUCUCAGCAGAAGAGGUUCUACUAUGAUUUUUCAAUUUAUUUAUAUUUUAUGGUGUGCUGUGUAAUGUGUGUUAUUCUGGGAAUAAAAUAUCCAAAUACACGUCUUCUAAACUGAAAUACAGUAUACUGCGGAACCC
Molecule: messenger RNA, 2140 nt
Organism: Notodromas monacha
Lineage: Eukaryota; Metazoa; Arthropoda; Ostracoda; Podocopida; Cyprididae
Source: the annotation of a GenBank genome assembly